This is a messenger RNA of Diaporthe citri, 1194 nucleotides long. RefSeq lists its product as uncharacterized. NCBI's taxonomy places the organism in Eukaryota, Fungi, Ascomycota, Sordariomycetes, Diaporthales, Diaporthaceae. The coding region runs from base 1 to 1194 and encodes 397 amino acids. The record is from RefSeq and is a predicted model, not a curated record. The transcript has 3 exons. Gene Ontology annotation, molecular function: 6-phosphogluconolactonase activity; protein binding.
AUGGCGUCCUUGUAUAAGACUAUUCUCUCCUCGACCCUGGUGGGGUCCGCCUCGGCGGUCAACUUGUACGCGGCCCAGUCCGACGGGAACGUUACAAGCCUGUCCUUGACCGGGUCGGGAAGCAGUUACGAGCUGGCCGUAACAUCGGUCUCCCAGGAAUGCGAGGUCAACCCCUCGGUCCUGACCCUCGACAAGGAGAACAGCAUUCUGUACUGCUACGACCGUGGAGGAUCCGUCGGAAGCCUGAACUCUUUCUCUACCUCGGCGGAUGGGACCCUGUCUCGAAUCGCACGGAUCGAGGGGCCGGCCAGCGGUGUCUGGGCCGAGAUCUUGACCGCGAAGAGUGGCAGGCGCGCGUACAUCACUUCUUCCUACGACACGAGCGCGGUCGGCGUUUUCGAGCUUGGUGAAGAUGGUGCUCUGCCUGGAACUGGUCCCGUUCAGACGAUCUUCCCAAAGAUCAACAAGACCGGCCCGAUCGCCUCUCGCCAGGAUCGCAGCUACUCACACGAGGUCAUCAUCGACCCGACGAACACAUAUGUCCUCGUCCCAGACCUUGGCGGAGACCUGGUCCGGGUCUUCACCUAUACUGCUGACACGAUCGCUCCUCUUGUGGAGACUGCGCCACUGACCACCGACGCCGGUGUUGGUCCUCGUCACGGCUUCUUCCGAGUCAACGACGCCGGGGAGACCUACUUCUUAUUCGGUGGAGAGCUCUCGCAGAACGUUUAUUCUUACAAGGUCACCUACGGCGACUCCGGCUUGACAUUCGAUAAGGUCUUCGAGGCCCCUGCGCUUGGCCUGAACAGCAGCCUAGCCGUUAAUACCGCGCCGGUCAGCGAGUGCGCUAUAACACCGGACCAAAAGUUCCUCAUCGUGUCCACCCGCGAGCGGUCUUUUUCGACCUCCGCACUCUACCAGUCGGGUCCAUCUGACACGCUGACGACCUGGACGAUCAACGAGGACGGAACGCUAACAUUCCUUCAGAGUGCUCCCUCAGGUGGCUGGCUGCCUCGUCAGUUCUCACUGAACGAGGCCGGAGAUCUGCUGGCUGUCGGCCACCAGAACAACAACACAGUCGUCAUCUGGAAACGAGACCUCGAGACCGGGCGGAUCGUCACGGAGGAGGAAGGCGGUAAGGUCGGAGAGGCCGUGGUCUCUGGCCCCGUUGUGUCCACUAUUUGGGAUGAGUGA